This is a messenger RNA of Harmonia axyridis, 1882 nucleotides long. RefSeq names its product trichoplein keratin filament-binding protein. Gene Ontology annotation, biological process: apoptotic process. NCBI's taxonomy places the organism in Eukaryota, Metazoa, Arthropoda, Insecta, Coleoptera, Coccinellidae. The transcript is spliced from 3 exons. The record is from RefSeq and is a predicted model, not a curated record. Gene Ontology annotation, cellular component: keratin filament. Bases 243 to 1757 code for a protein of 504 amino acids.
UGGAUAUAAACAAUAUCAGGGUUACAUUGUGUAACGCGCAGUUUCUAACAUAUUUCAACUUUAUCUCCAGACACACUGAAGAUGAAUUUGAAAUAAAUUCGAAACUAUGCGGUUACUCAAUAUAAUCUUCAUAUUGCUUUAAUAUCCAAUUUUAUUGGUAGUAAAAAUAUAAAAAGUAUAGAAUUUAAAUACAUAUUCUCUUUUUUAAUAUCUAAUAUUUUUUCGUGACCUGUAUAUAUUAGAUGACCUCUAGAAGACGACCUUUAUCCCGAGAAGAGCAGAUAAUAAGAAAGCGCGAGAAGGAGUACCAACACCAAAAAUUCUGGGGGGACCAACAAAAGUACUACGAUCACUGGGAAAAAGCUAACACUAAAUACGAAGAAUGGACGUCGCCCAGAUAUUACGACACCAACACCCAGCUGGUGAAACAGGUGCAAAUGGAGAAGAUCUUGCAGGAAAGGCGGGAAUUGAGAAGGAGGAAACUGAGGAAACUUUUUGAAGACGAGAGACAGCUUUGGGAAGUGGAAUUAAUGGAACACAAGAAUAAAGAAGCAAUCAGUCCGAGAAAUAUUCGACAAAGACCCGACGACAUACCUACUGAAAUAUUGAAACAGGUGCAUCAAGGUAUCAAAGAACGAGAGGAAGAGAAACGAAGAAAGGAGUCCGAGCUGAGGUUGUAUCACCAAUGGAGGAACGACAACUCCUUCAUCCAAGACUACGAGAGGGCAAAAAGAUCCAAGGAUAUCAAAACAAGCUGGCUACAUCAGCAAAUGGCUAAGAGGGAGCGGAAGGAAAAAGAACUAGCUGAGGAGAAACGCUUGCUUUUGGAUCGCGAAGAAAGGUUAAGAACUGAAAAAGAAAGAGACGAAGAAAGAAAAAAACAAACAGAAAGAAGAAAUAAAGAACUAAAAGAAAUAAUAGAUAAACAGGUAGAGGAAAUUCAAGUCAGACAAACAAUAACGGCAAGAUUAAGGGACAAGGAAGUAGAAGAGAGAAGGAGGCGAAACGAACUAAUCGACUUGGAAGAGAGACAGAAAAGAAUGGGCGAUUUGGCUAAGCAAAGAGAAGUAGCUCUUUCCAACAUCAAGCAGCAUAAGAUGAAGUUGAAACAGAAACUAAAGAAUAUACAGGACAGUCUCUUGGAACAGGAGGAAAUAAUGAAACGUUUGAGAGAUUUGGAAGUGGCCGAAGGGAUUGAAGACGAGAGGUUAAAAUCGGACGUCAAGCAAAGCAUAGAAGAAUUUUUGAAAAUCUCAGGAGAGCAAAAGAGGCUGGAAAAGCUCAGGGAAAAAAAUAUGCAGUUUAUGUUCGAUUCAGAGGUUCAGGCAAUGUACGAGAGACAGUCGGAGAUUUGGGAUAACGAGGAAAGGUCGAGGAAAAAACUAAUCGAAGAUGUCCUUGCAACAGUGGCAGAACAAAUUGAAAGAAAUUGUCAAAAGACCAGAGAAGAACAAGAAGAUUCGAUUAAAGAGAGGGAGAUGCUGAUCAAGAUGACGGAAGACUACAAUACAGAGCUUGUGAAGUUGCAAGAUGAAGAGAAGGAGAGACAGUUGAAACGAAAGGAGGAGUUGGACAGACAAGUAAAAAAGAAGCAAGAAGAUAGAAAGGCUCUAGAAGAAGAUGACAAGUUGAAGAAGGUGACCGAGGAGUUAGAGAGAGCUAAGAUUGAGGAAGAGAGAUUGAAGAGGGAGAUAAUGAAUUUGCAUAGAGGACAAGGGUUGUACAGACCAUCUAACAGAAGUAAUAUAAUAUUUUAAUGUAUGUAAUUCUUUGUAAUUUGCGAUGUUAUACUGUUGAAUGAAGAUUUAAUGUUUUUGUAUAUGGAUCAGAUUUAAAAAAUAUAUAAUUAUAUUGAGGAAAAAUAUAUUCUACCUUUUCAAUU